This is a messenger RNA of Nicotiana attenuata, 1011 nucleotides long. RefSeq lists its product as uncharacterized. Bases 1 to 1011 code for a protein of 336 amino acids. NCBI's taxonomy places the organism in Eukaryota, Viridiplantae, Streptophyta, Magnoliopsida, Solanales, Solanaceae. The record is from RefSeq and is a predicted model, not a curated record. The transcript has 4 exons.
AUGGACCUGCCUCCGGUCGCGGAUGAUUGGGCCAUUCAAGCGUUUACCCAAGGACUUAACCCCCGAAGCUCCUUAGCUUCACAGCAGCUAAAACAAAACUUGGUUGAAUACCCAACGGGUAUAACAGACAGGCCUUUCGAGGGUAGAGAAGCACCAAGAUUGUCAGGAUACAACUUCAAUGUUGAUGCGGCCAGCAUCGUAUCAGCCAUCGGGCGCAUCAAGGAAACCAAAUGGCCCCGACCGUUGCAGUCUGACCCUGCCCAAAUAUAUCCUAACUUGAUGUGUAUGUAUCAUGGCACUCAUGGCCACAGGACCAAGGAUUGCCGACAAUUGAGAGAAGAAGUUGCCCGGAACAAGGAUGCCAACAAACAGGCCAAACUUGAGGAGCCUCAACACGUCAUCAACAUGAUCAUUGGAGGGGUCGAUGUCCCUCAAGGAUCGAUAAUAAAGCGCACUAAAAUAUCUAUCACAAGGGAAAAACGUACUCGAGAUUAUGUCUCGGAGGGAACCAUCUUGUUCAACGAUGAGGAUGCCGAGGGAAUCGUGCAACCACUCAAUAAUGUACUGGAAACCUUCGACAUAUUGAAGAAAUACAAUAUUAAGAUGAACCCAGAGAAGUGCGCUUUCGGGGUAGGAUUGGGAAAAUUCCUCGGGUUCAUGGUAUCCAAAAGAGGGAUCGAGAUCAAUCCCGACAAAAUCAAAACCAUAGAGGACAUCACCGUGGUGGAAAAUGUCAAGGCCGUUCAGAAUCUGACCGGGCGUAUAGCCGCCCUGGGCCGGUUCAUAUCGAGGUCCUCGGAUAAAAGCCAUUGGUUCUUCUCACUGUUAAAGAAGAAGAAUAACUUUUCCUGGACCCCUAAAUUCCAGAAAGUUUUGGAAGAACUCAAAUGGUAUCUAUCGAGUCCGCCCAUGCUCCACACUCCGAAGGCGGACGAACAACUAUACCUUUACUUGGUAGUUUCUGAGGUGGCGGUAAGUGGAGUCUUUGUUCGGGAGGAAGAAGCUACGUAG